This is a messenger RNA of Ochlerotatus camptorhynchus, 4794 nucleotides long. RefSeq names its product protein kinase C iota type (gene aPKC). Gene Ontology annotation, molecular function: protein serine/threonine kinase activity; protein binding; ATP binding. The transcript is spliced from 14 exons. NCBI's taxonomy places the organism in Eukaryota, Metazoa, Arthropoda, Insecta, Diptera, Culicidae. Bases 900 to 2705 code for a protein of 601 amino acids. The record is from RefSeq and is a predicted model, not a curated record. Gene Ontology annotation, cellular component: cytoplasm; nucleus. Gene Ontology annotation, biological process: protein phosphorylation; establishment or maintenance of cell polarity.
UUCGUCGUCGAAAGAUUGGAGUGUGUUGCUUGCUUAUGUGCUUUGGCUCCCGAAAAAAAAACGCAAAGAAACCGUAAUGUUCUGCUGAAGUUCCGUCCCGAAAAGCGCGUUAUUCUUUUGAUUUCCUGCUUCCGUUUGUCGCGCGAGUGCACCUUCCGUUGAAUUCGGUGUGGGUUGGCCGGAAAUCGCCGGGCAAAAAGUGUCCUUUCUCCACCAAAUAGAAACACGGUUCCCUCAUCGAACGUGGCUUCUUGAGUUAUUGUUCUUGUUUUCUCUGUUCGUACGUCGUUCGUCGUCGCAGCAGUGUCUCGCUCGGCCGCCGUGGAUUCGCGUUUUUUUUUGACAACUUCGUCGUCGUCCGAGUGUUUUGUUUACCUUUUGCGAAAGAUAAAGCAGUGGUGUUUUAUUGGUUUCCUCAAAAGAAGAGUGUGAUAAAAAACAGUGUGUUGUGAAGAUUUUUUUCCGAAUAGUAGAAAAAUAAAAGUGCCUUGAAAUUCGUUGGUGUGAUAAACCGGUGAAGAUAAAACGACUGCGGAUACGGACGGAUGACGUUCGCUGUAGCCACCUGUUAAUUGGCGUUCGGAAAAGCAACGAAAUUGCCUCCCAAAACAUCGAACUACUGCAGCACCACCCCGGGAGAAAAGGGAGCAACGCAACGUAUAAAAGCAGCGCGGCACUCCCAUCAUCCUGAACAUUGUUGCAGCAUCCAGUGGGCGUUAUUUCGCACAAUCCCGGCAAACGGCUCGCACAUCGGUCCUGAUUGCUAGGAAGCAAGCUCGUCACAAAGCGAGAUAGAGACAAAAAACGACACCUUCGACGGCCGACCGACCGGUUGCUGGUGCCGAACGUUAAUUGAAACACCACACGGACCCGCGGGAAGAACCUAAAACAAAAAAAAAAUGCCGAUACAGAUCGCCAACGAGAGCAACAACAGCGGCGGGGGCGGAGGUGGCAACGAGAUCAAAGUGAAAAUUGCCUAUAGCGGCGAGGUGAUGAUCACCUACAUCGAUGAGAGCAUCACGUACGAGGGCAUCUGCCGGGAGAUACGGGAGAUUUGUCGCUUCUCGCCGGACCAGGUUUUCACCAUGAAAUGGGUUGACGAGGAGAACGACCCAUGCACCAUCCAGUCGGACCUGGAACUGGACGAAGCCAUCCGGCUGUACGAGGUCAAUCGCGACUCGGAGCUCGUCAUACACGUUUUCCCAAAUGUCCCGUCGGCUCCGGGAAUGUCCUGCAUCGGGGAGGACCGAAGCAUCUACCGAAGAGGUGCCAGGAGAUGGCGAAAGCUGUACCGAAUAAAUGGACACAUAUUCCAGGCGAAGCGAUUCAAUCGGAAAGCCUUUUGCGCGUUCUGCCACGACCGCAUCUGGGGCCUCGGUCGACAGGGCUUCAAGUGCAUCCAGUGCAAGCUGUUGGUGCACAAAAAGUGCCACAAGCUUGGCAACAAACCGUGCAGCAACGAACAUGUGGAACCGGUGUUCAAGGAGCGUGAUCAUCAGGAUCUGAACGACGAAUCGAGCGCCGGUGAUGUGAUUCAACCUCCGCAGGAUUAUCCGUCCGAGUACAUCCAUGCGGAUCCGUCGUGCGACCAGGUCCCGGUGGAGGCAUCCGACAACGUGGAGGAACCGCUGGAACCGGGCACGCAGCGGCAGUACUCGCUCAACGAUUUCGAACUGAUCAGGGUAAUUGGCCGCGGUAGCUACGCCAAGGUGCUGAUGGUCGAGCUCAAGAAGACCCGGCGGAUCUACGCGAUGAAGGUCAUCAAGAAGGCCCUGGUCACGGACGAUGAGGACAUCGACUGGGUUCAAACGGAAAAGCACGUCUUCGAGACGGCUUCCAACCAUCCGUUCCUGGUCGGUUUGCAUUCGUGCUUCCAGACGCCCUCGAGACUCUUCUUCGUAAUCGAGUUCGUCCGCGGUGGUGAUCUGAUGUUCCACAUGCAACGCCAGCGACGUCUUCCGGAGGAGCAUGCACGGUUCUACGCGGCCGAAAUCAGUUUGGCGCUGAACUUCCUGCACGAGAAGGGCAUCAUCUACCGAGAUUUGAAGCUGGACAACGUGUUGCUGGAUCACGAAGGUCACAUCAAGCUGACCGAUUACGGUAUGUGCAAAGAGGGCAUCCGCCCGGGCGAUACUACGUCGACCUUCUGCGGUACGCCGAACUACAUCGCACCGGAGAUUCUUCGCGGGGAAGAUUACGGUUUCUCCGUGGAUUGGUGGGCUCUGGGAGUCCUGCUGUACGAAAUGCUGGCCGGACGCAGUCCGUUCGACAUUGCUGGUGCUUCCGAAAAUCCUGAUCAGAACACCGAAGACUAUCUGUUCCAAGUGAUCCUGGAGAAGACAAUCCGUAUCCCGCGUUCGCUGAGCGUCAAGGCUGCCUCGGUGCUGAAAGGUUUCCUCAACAAGAACCCGGCCGACCGUCUCGGAUGUAACCGGGAGUCGGCCUUCAUGGACAUUGUCAAUCAUCCGUUCUUCAAGAGCAUCGACUGGGAGGCGCUCGCUCAAAAAGAGGUCACCCCGCCCUACAUUCCGUCGUUCGAUGGGUGCGACCAGGACAUUACCUGUCACUUUGAUCCGCAGUUCACGCGGGAACCGGCCGAUCUGACACCGGACGAUCCUCGCGUAAUUGACAAGAUCGACCAAAGUGAAUUCGAGGGCUUCGAGUACGUGAACCCGCUGCUAAUGUCGCUGGAAGACUGCGUUUGACAUCACGCAUCCUGCGAGCUGCAUCCAUACAACAUGCAGCAGAUAUACGGUGACGAUUCUAGCGAUUACGAUUCCGUUGUGGAUGAACUAAGUAUUCUUCAAUUACCUCCGCCACCUCAGAAGAGUCUGCUGCAGCACAUGUUUUGCCUUCCAUUGAACUAACAGUAAGAUCGGAUCGGACCCCUCCCUUCCCCGUUGGUUUCUGCGUUCUUCGUUUCCUUCUUUAGUUUUAACAUAACUUGUUUCUAUCCUCUUCGUCAAACCCGGGCAACCCGGUUGUAGGUAUUACUAUGAAACACAAAUUAGGACAAACUAAAAUUGCAUGCUCUAAAAAUGUGACACCAACGACUCACAAAAAAACUGAUGUGUGGUUACACUGAUACAAAACAGUUUCCAAAAGCGCUACAAUUCGUUACGUUUAGGGCAAUGGAGAACAAGUAACCUAAAACCUUAAAAUCAAUCUAAAGAAAUUUAUUCCAACUCUUAUAACUACUGUAAUUAAUAAAAAAAAAACGGGCAACCAAUUUACGAACAAUUGUGAAUGAAAUUAUAGAAGCAACAACAACAAAACAAUGUGUAAACUAAAACUUCUUUAUCAAAAACAAAAAUCAAGAACGCAAACAUGUUAGUAUGAUACAUAAAGUAUGUAACAACUCCGAGAAUAAGACAUCUUUCAAAUGCCUCAACAUUUGAGUGAGGAUUACAAAACAAAAACAAAAGAAAACAAUUGCUAUUCAACAACUAUUCAAUAUUGGAAAACCCAAAAAAAAAUGAAAAAUUGAUGAACUGCACAGCGUUAACAAGAAAAAUAAAAACUAAUUGCAAAUUGUAUAGAAAUGAAGAAGUAAGUUUAGCUAACAAAAAAAUAUUCAAACAAAAAAAAAAUACAGAAAAUGGAAGGAUUUUAAACUUUUAAAAAAUCAAACACUGAAAAAAAAUGAGCAACAAAAUUGAUUUACCGGAUAGAAUGAAUAAAUUAAACAAAGAGAAAAACGAAAACAAAAAAUAGUAAUCGUGUUAGAUAAAAACAUUCAAAUUAUUCGAAGAAAUGAAGAAACAAAACGGCGAAAGGGAAAUUUUUAUAUGCUAUUUAAUUCAUUACCUAAAACCCUAAAAAUAUGGCAAACCACAAAAAAAAACGAUUUAGGCAAUUGUUUUGAACGUCGUAAACUUUAAGCUAUUUAUCCAUACCAGAGAAAAUUAAUCCUAUUGAACAAAAAAAAAAAAAAAACAUCGUCAAAACUACCAGCCUACUACUUACUAACAAACAAACAAAACAAAGACAACCAAUUCCAAUGAUGAUGAAAACACUAGAAGAUAUCCCUUUAAAACACCUGUUACCUGUUAAAAUCAAACGAACUACUCUGUUUAGUAAAAUUACAUAUUUUCCUCUUUUGCCGAACCGUCGCCGUUUUCUAUUUAGCGAGAGAGAUAGAGAGAGAGAAAGAAAGAGAGAACUAUUUAUUUUCCAUCGCAUUGGCACUAAAAUUAACCUUUCUCCAAUCGCAAAACAAACAUUCCAUUGUGAUUGUGUAAUGGUCGAACUACCUAACCUAUCUCCCUACACUUACACACCUAGGCUAAACUGCGCAGAAAGACUUGUUAGGUAUUCAAACACAUACACACACAAGAUGCUCAUUCCACAGCGGUGCCGAAUGUUCGCUUUCAAUCGACGGCGCCGAAUCUAGGUUAGACCGAUUCGUUUAUUUCUAUUAUUAUAUUCACAUUGUAGUAGUAAUAACAACAACAACAACAACAACAACUGUGUACUGUUAUAAACCGCAUUCAUUAGUUAGUGUUUCAAGUGCAUUGUUUAGAUAAAUGAGAAAGAGAGAAAAAUCGAACGUUUGGUUUAGCUCCAUUUACAAGAAGUGAUGAAAGAAGGGAGUAUUAUUCAUAAUGUAAGAAAAGAAGGUACUUGAACAAUUUAAUACAUUAGGAUCAUCCUAAUAUUAGCAAAAGUCAGCGAAUGAGCCGAAUCGUUGAACGGUACCGGAUGCUUAGGUUACUUAUUUGUAUUUAUUUAUGUCUGUUUCAUUAAUUUUUCAACUAUUUAAUAGUGAUCACACUCACGAUUACUCAGUGUACU